CAUUUAAUACCUUAGUUGGAUUAAUUAUUACUUUCUAUAACCAUUUCUUCUUAAGCUGCCACGUCUCCAUCCUCAUAAACCAAAAAUGUCAACAAUGCCUAUCUCUAACUUCACUGUUCCUCUCUCGUCUGCCAUUGACGGUGUCUAGUUUUUUUCUAUCGGCCCUCUUUCUUCGUGUCAUUCAAUCUCUCUCUCUCUGUCACUGCCGUCGGUGACACUCGCUCCUGCCUCUGUCGUGAUGGCGAUGCCGAUUACUCCUAUCUUCGUCACUUGAUUCCUCUCCGUCGUCGUCAUGGGCUUCGUCCUCGUACACUGUUAACGUCUUUCUGUUUUCCUCUGUGAUUUCUUGAACGCUGCUGCUCGGAAAUGAAACAAGUUAAAACCCCACUUGAAACUCCUAGUCUUUCUGAAGACCCACUUUCCAAAGCCUCUCAUGUUAAAGGUUCUCAAGAAAAUGGAAUUAAGGUUUCUCCAAAUGGGAAGGAAGUUGAUUCUAAUGUUAAUGAUUUAGCUGGUAAAAAAAAUGGGACUGUUCAUUUGGAUGAUAGGGGUGAGGAAAUGAGUCUUGAAGACUUCGAAGUUAAUAAUGGGGCGUCUUCUUUACUGGAGAUGCAUGGGAGUAAGGGUUCACAUGGGUUAGAUUCUAUUUUAGAUGUUAUACAACUAGAUCAAAAUUUGGGUGUUGAAUUAUAUUCUAGAGAUGUAUCGGAAAUGUAUCCGAGAUGUAUGUGAUAUGUU
Messenger RNA from Mercurialis annua (annual mercury), 738 nucleotides. RefSeq lists its product as uncharacterized. Lineage: Eukaryota; Viridiplantae; Streptophyta; Magnoliopsida; Malpighiales; Euphorbiaceae. The record is from RefSeq and is a predicted model, not a curated record. Bases 367 to 732 code for a protein of 121 amino acids. The transcript is spliced from 2 exons.